Molecule: messenger RNA, 1239 nt
Organism: Daktulosphaira vitifoliae (grape phylloxera)
Lineage: Eukaryota; Metazoa; Arthropoda; Insecta; Hemiptera; Phylloxeridae
Product: tigger transposable element-derived protein 6-like
Exons: 4
Coding region: 1-1239 (412 amino acids)
Cellular component (GO): nucleus
Molecular function (GO): DNA binding
Source: RefSeq, a predicted model, not a curated record
AUGUGUACUUCUAAUUCAUUUUACUAUGGUUGCAACAACACUGAACCAGUUUACAAUGAUUCACAAGAGAUGGUUGCUAUAUUUACUCAAUGUAGAGAUAAAAAUAUACCUAUAUGUGGAUCAAUACUAAAAGAAAAAGCAGAAUAUUUCGCAACUCAAUUUGGUUAUUUUAAUUUUAAAGCAAGUCAAGGCUGGUUAGGAAAUUGGAAAAAUCGUCAUAACAUAAUUUUUUGUAAAAUAUGUGGUGAAAGUGCUUCUGUAAAUGACUCUUCAUGUAAUGAAUGGUUAGGAAAGUUAUCAAACAUCAUAAAAGAAUAUUCUCCCGAUGAUGUAUUUAAUGUGGAUGAGACAGCAUUAUUUUUUAAAUGCCUACCCGACCGCACUUUUAUUUUGAAAGGGGAAACUUGUUCAGGUGGCAAACAAAGCAAGGAACGGAUAACAAUUCUUUUAGGAUCAAAUAUGUCAGGUUCCGAAAAAAUUAAACCACUUAUAAUCGGGAAAUCAACUAAACCACAUUUUUUUUUUAUAGGAGUUGGGUUGGGUUUGAGUUUACCAUUAGAUUAUGAGUCAAACAAAAUGGCAUGGAUGACUGCUCAUUGUAAUAUCAAUUUAAAAUCUGUAAAAAUCGAUUUUUUACCUCCAAAUACUACAUCUAAACUACAACCGAUGGAUCAGGGAAUAAUACAAAAUUUCAAAACAUUAUACCGCAAAGAAAUUAUUCGAAAAAUUGUUUACGAUAUUGAUGAAGCCAGACCAUGUUCAAUAAAUCUAUUACAGUCCAUGCGUAUGUGUGAAAAAGCAUGGCGUAAUGUACAACAAAGUACAAGUGUCAAUUGUUUCAAAAAAGCUGGAAUCUAUUUUAAUGAUGAGCAGUGUGAUGGUGAUGGUUUAGAAAACAAUGACGAUGAUGAUGCAGAAGAUGAUUGGCAAAUUGUAGCAGAUAAACUUAGUAUAGAUCAAGAGUUUACAUUUCAAUCAUAUGUUACAAUCGAUGAUAAUGUUGUAGUCAGUGGAAUGUUAAUUGAUAACGAAAUCAUGGGUAUAAAUAUAUCGAAUAGUGGUUCCGAAAAUAAUGAAAAUGAUGAGCCUGAAACAACUUUAAAUAUGAUUACGGCGAAUCAAGCAAUGUCAUCAUUACUAACUGUUAGACAAUUUGUUGAAUCUGUCGAAGGCGUGAAUACUUCUAUUUUCGAAUCCAUAGACAAAUUAGAAGAUUUUCUUAAAGAUGAUUCAUCUUGA